Messenger RNA from Polyodon spathula (Mississippi paddlefish), 1283 nucleotides. RefSeq names its product adenine nucleotide translocase lysine methyltransferase (gene antkmt). Lineage: Eukaryota; Metazoa; Chordata; Actinopteri; Acipenseriformes; Polyodontidae. The record is from RefSeq and is a predicted model, not a curated record. Gene Ontology annotation, molecular function: protein-lysine N-methyltransferase activity. The transcript has 6 exons. Gene Ontology annotation, biological process: peptidyl-lysine trimethylation; positive regulation of proton-transporting ATP synthase activity, rotational mechanism; regulation of mitochondrial ATP synthesis coupled proton transport. Bases 298 to 1032 code for a protein of 244 amino acids. Gene Ontology annotation, cellular component: mitochondrion.
CACAGAAGGGAACCAAGGUUAUGGUAAUAACCUAACGUUGUUAUUUAUACAAGCGCCUUUUCUGUGUUAUUCACACCCGCAUCCUAGGUGGCGGUACACGUUCCCUAAUACUAGCUCCAUGUCGUUCUCUACACUCCUCUUGCACCUGAUAGCGCUCUUCCAUUGUUUUGAAGACGGUUCUGCUCCAGGCAGCCCCUUUUGGAUCUGCCAGAUGCGCAGACUUUUCGCUUAGUGGAUUCGUGACCUUUGUUGUCAGAUCCGGCUGAGGUUACGCAAUUUGCCGAACUUGGACAGGGUAUGCGCGCAUUUGACGUAAAGCCUACGCAGACUCUGAAAAGUCGAGCUGCAGUUAGUGCGCACCUUGUCCAGAUUCGUUCUCCUGGUAAAGAGAUGGAGCAGGAUAGCUCAGAAGAGGCGAUGACAGAGUUUAAAGAGAAGCCUCUAGGGGGAUGGGGACUCCUGCAGAUCACCGCUGGCACCGGAUUGGCUGUCUACACAGUGUGGGCGGGGAUUAUCAUGCCAGGGUUCCGAAGGGUUCCUUUGAAGUUACAGGUGCCCUAUGUCCCUGCCAGCCAUGCCCAGGUGCGGAGUGUGAUGACUCUGCUUCAGGGGCGCUCUGGAAACAUUGCAGACCUGGGCUCGGGGGACGGCAGGAUUGUGCUGGAGGCAUACAGGCAGGGUUUCCAGCCUGUUGUGGGUUAUGAGCUCAACCCUUGGCUCAUUCGCCUCUCCAACUUCCAUGCCUGGAGAGCCGGGUAUUCUGGGAAGGUGUCCUUCAGACAGGAGGAUCUCUGGAAGGUCAGUCUAGCUGAGUGCAGGAACGUCACUGUCUUUUUGGCACCCAGUGUGCUCCCCCUCUUGCAGGAGAAGCUGCUCUUGGAGCUGCCCCUGGAUGCUCUGGUGGUGGCAGGCAGAUUCCCCUUCCCAGGCUGGGCACCGUGCCGCACAGAGGGGGUGGGAGUCCACCGAGCCUGGGCCUACAACAUCCAGGCACUGCGGCAAGCAGCGAAGAACCAGGGAACGGCCGUCUAGGGUGGCACUGCUCAGACGAACCCCCACUUCUGAGGGCCAUCGCUGGGAUCAAUCUAAUACAGCCUGACAAUGGAUGCAACCACAGGAGCAAGUGUGGUGUCAGAUACAGCUGUAACCAGCCUGCUUUACCUUGACUACCACUGGGACUGUAACAUGUUUUAAUGAUGGUAAAGAGACUGGAUGAAAGGGUGGUUGCACUUUGCAUAUUUAGGGUGAUUUAUGUGACCCAAAAUUAUGUUUUUUUUUUUCAU